AUGGUCGAUGAACAUAACCUAUCUGAGCCCCUGUUCCUAUACGUGCCCCACCAGUCUGUCCACUCAUCGGGCUUUAACUUUACACUGGAGGCGCCCGAGGAGUACAUCGAUAUGUUUGCGUACAUUGAGUCCGAUAUAAGGCGACAAUUGGCAGCUGUUGUCUACGCUAUGGACGAGUCUAUCGGUGCGGUUGUGGAGGCCUUGCAUUCAAAACAAAUGCUGGAAAACAGUAAUGGUGGCUCUAAUUGGCCUUUGCGAGGCGGCAAAUUUGAGCUAUUUGAGGGAGGUACAAUU
This is a messenger RNA of Oppiella nova, 294 nucleotides long. Lineage: Eukaryota; Metazoa; Arthropoda; Arachnida; Sarcoptiformes; Oppiidae. The record is from the annotation of a GenBank genome assembly.